Molecule: messenger RNA, 1287 nt
Organism: Lachancea nothofagi CBS 11611
Lineage: Eukaryota; Fungi; Ascomycota; Saccharomycetes; Saccharomycetales; Saccharomycetaceae
Source: the annotation of a GenBank genome assembly
AUGAGCACUGGGGACUUUUUAUCCAAGGGAAUAGGUCUGAUUCAAAAAGCUAUCGACUUAGAUACAGCUACCCAAUACGAAGAAGCUUAUACGGCAUACUACAAUGGACUAGAUUAUCUGAUGCUGGCAUUGAAAUACGAGAAAAAUCCUAAAUCUAAAGACCUUAUAAGAGCCAAGUUUACUGAGUAUUUGAAUCGGGCAGAACAACUUAAAGAUCAUUUGGAAUCUGAAGAAGACAAGAAAAAAACCAAGAAGGACUCACCAGCGAAGAAGACUAGUGCUAACUCAAACAACGAUGAUGACGCCGACGAUAAAAAAUUGCGAGGUGCGUUGUCUGGCGCGAUUCUGACAGAAAAACCAAAUGUACGUUGGGAAGAUAUUGCUGGCUUGGACGGAGCUAAAGCAGCUCUCAAAGAGGCAGUUAUCUUGCCAGUAAAAUUCCCUCAUUUGUUCACUGGAAAUCGUAAACCCACAUCCGGGAUUCUAUUAUUUGGACCUCCAGGUACCGGUAAAUCGUAUCUGGCCAAGGCCGUGGCUACAGAGGCAAAUUCAACAUUUUUCAGCAUUAGUUCCAGUGACUUAGUAUCGAAGUGGAUGGGAGAAUCGGAGAGGCUGGUCAAGCAGCUUUUUGCCAUGGCGAGAGAAAAUAAACCCUCCAUCAUUUUCAUCGACGAGGUGGAUGCUCUAACAGGCCAGAGAGGAGAGGGUGAAAGUGAAGCCAGCAGAAGGAUAAAGACUGAGUUGCUGGUGCAAAUGAAUGGAGUCGGCAAUGACUCCGAGGGCGUGCUUGUUCUAGGCGCUACCAAUAUCCCUUGGCAGCUAGAUAGUGCCAUUAGAAGAAGAUUCGAAAAGCGAAUCUAUAUCUCUUUGCCAGAUCUAGCUGGCCGCACUAGAAUGUUCGAGCUAAAUAUCGGCGAAACUCCAUGCACACUCACCAAAGAAGACUACAGAACCCUUGGUCAACUGACUGAAGGAUACUCUGGAAGUGAUAUCGCAGUAGUUGUGAAAGAUGCAUUGAUGCAGCCCAUCCGCAAAAUCCAAAACGCCACACACUUCAAGAACGUCUCGGAAGAUACUGAGCAUCGUAGACUAAUUCCUUGUUCACCUGGCGACGACGGUGCAAUUGAACUAAGUUGGACUGAUAUCGAUGCCGACGAGUUGCAAGAACCAGAACUUAAUAUAAAAGACUUCUUGAAGGCUAUUAAAACCACGAGGCCCACGGUGAACGAUGAAGACUUGAAAAAACAAAUACAGUUCACCAACGAUUUUGGCCAAGAAGGUAUUUAA